Messenger RNA from Culex quinquefasciatus (southern house mosquito), 1657 nucleotides. RefSeq names its product cytochrome P450 4d2. The record is from RefSeq and is a predicted model, not a curated record. Gene Ontology annotation, molecular function: monooxygenase activity; iron ion binding; oxidoreductase activity, acting on paired donors, with incorporation or reduction of molecular oxygen. The transcript has a single exon. Lineage: Eukaryota; Metazoa; Arthropoda; Insecta; Diptera; Culicidae. The coding region runs from base 71 to 1585 and encodes 504 amino acids.
CUAGCCGAACUCUUAUCAGUCUCAAUAAGAAGACCGAAAUUUGGCCCAAGUCGAGACAGUUUCAUUUACGAUGUUGUUGUUUGCGAUUCUUGCCGGCCUUCUGGCCCUGGCGCUCUUCCAAGCGUAUCAAACCCGGCAGCGCGUGCUACGCUACACCCGCAAGUUCGGAUGUCCCGAACCGCACUGGUUGUUCGGUCACCUACUGAACUUCCCCAAAGAUCCCGUCGGUAUCACCAUGCACACCAUCGAGAUCCAGAAGCAGUACGGGCCCGAUACGGUGCUGUGGCGGCUGGGCAACGACCACCAGCUGAUCAUCGGAACGGCCAAGAACGCCGAAAAGGUGCUGAUGCCGAAGGAUACCGCCAAAGCGAACGUGUACGGCUUCGUGGAACCCUGGCUCGGCAACGGACUGCUCAUCUCUACCGGCGAAAAGUGGUUCCAGCGAAGAAAGAUCAUAACCCCAACGUUCCACUUCAAAAUCCUCGAAAGCUUCGUCGAAGUGUUCAACAAGGAAACCGACGUGCUGGUGAACAAUCUGCGCACGCACGUAGGCAAAGGCGAGUUCGAUAUCUACGACCCCAUCUCGCUGUACGCCCUGGACAGCAUCUGCUCGACCUCAAUGGGAGUCCACAUAAACGCACUGGCCGAACCCACCAACCAGUACGUAAGUGACGUGAAAACAAUGUCCGAGCUGGUCCUGAAGCGCAUUUUCCACCCCUUGAAUCCGUACCCCAAACUGUUCUGGCUCACCACACCGAACGCACGUGAGCAGCGCAAGCUUAUCGCCCGGCUUCACCAGUUUACCGACUCCGUUAUCAAAAAGCGACGCCAAGAGAUGGCGAACCAACCAAAAGAACCCGAACCGACAGAUCCAUCCACCGAUCUGUACAGCAAAAAGCGACAAACCUUCCUGGACCUACUCCUCAACGUCACCGUCAACGGUCGGCCCCUCUCCGAUUCCGACAUUCGCGAAGAAGUGGACACGUUCAUGUUCGAGGGUCACGACACCACAACCUCGGGCAUUUCCUUCACCAUCUACCAGCUGGCAAAGCACCAGGACAUCCAGGAAAAAGUCUACCAGGAAAUCCUUUCCCUUCUCGGCGCAGAAGACAGCAAAACCGCACCCCUUAACCAAAACACCCUCCAAAACUUCAAGUACCUCGAAAUGGUCCUCAAGGAAGCGAUGCGAAUCAUGCCCCCGGUGGCCUUCAUCGGGCGUAAAAUCCAAGCGGACACCGAAAUGAACGGAGUGAUAGUCCCCGCCGGAACCGACAUCACCGUGUCGAUCCGUCAAAUCCACCGCAACCCGGCAAUCUACCCCGAACCGGACCGCUUCGAUCCGGAGCGCUUCUCCGAGCACGCCGAGCACAAGCGCGGUCCGUUCGACUACAUUCCGUUCAGCGUGGGAUCGCGUAACUGUAUCGGCCAGCGGUACGCCAUCAUGGAGAUGAAGAUUACCCUGAUUAGGCUGUUGGCGAACUACAAGAUUCUGGCCGGGGAAUCGCUGAACGAUUUGCGCUUCAAGAUGGACCUUGUGCUGCGGCCGGUGGAUGGGAUUCCGAUAAGGGUGCAGGCAAGGAAGUGAGGCUCGAUUAAUGUUUCAAUAAAAGUCAGGUUUUGUAGCCAAAUUUUAUAAAACUAGUCUUAAUGAAUAAAA